AUGCGGGAAUUGGAGCGCGGACGCGCGGAGUUGCUAAAGGUGCAGCGUGACUAUCGUGCGCUGGAGCGUCUGUUGCGUGCUAGCGGUCGGCUCUCGAUGUCGCGGGUGGAAGGAGAGGGAGGCGAUGAAGAGGAGCUUGAGGCGUCGUUCACGCAUGCGUCCACGCGUAACACGGAGGGUGUUGAGCUCGCCCAGUUCCUCCAGAUAUCAAGUCUGCAGACGGACCUUAUGCUCUCCCGCAGGACGUGCCACCAGCUAGAGGCACGCCAGGAGGAGCUGCGGACGGCCUUAGAGCGGAGCGAGUGGCAGCUUGCGUGUUUGCCGCCAAGCGCAGAGGAGAGCCAUGCGGAGCUGCGCCGGGUGCGUGGGCAGCUGGGAAACCUUCAGCUGGAAUACAGUCGCCUGCAGGAGCGGUAUGAAAGUUUGAAGCGGCAGCGCGUGGAGGAUGUGGAGCAGCUCCAGCAGCAGAACGAACGGUUGGUGUUGCAGCUCCGUGAGAAGCGGGACAAAUUGGGCGGUUUGACGCGGCAGAUGCGGGAGUCGGAGUUGGCUGCGAAGCAGCAAGCGGAGGAACUCCAGCAGGCGUUUAACGUGCUGGAGGGGCAGAUGCGGGUGCUGCGGGAGGAGGUGGGCUGCGGACAGCCGCAAGACCAGCAGGAGGGCCGCUCGCGGCGGCGGCAGCGCGCGCGGGAGGUGACGGAGGCGGAGAGCAAAAUGCUGCAGGGCCGCGUCACCUUCCUCGAGCACGCGCUGCAGCAGAAGGAGGCGGAGACGCAGCGCCUGCAGGAGGAGCUGCAGCGCAACGAGGCGCAGCUCGACCAGUUCGAGGACCAGGUGACCGUCGCCACCCAGCGGCUCGAGACGACCGCGCGCAAGAGCACGCAGCUCGAGCAGACGGUGGGCGAGCUGCAGCGGGCAAACGAGGAGCUGCGGGAGGAGCUCGGCGUCGUUAAGGAACGCGUGUUGGUCCACGCCGAACGCCGCACCUCGCAGCGCGCCGCCUCCACCGGCGCCCCAAGCCACGCGCUGCACGGCGCAAGGGAGCCCAGCCUCCCACCGGCGCGGGGCGAGGACGAGGAGCGCGCGACGCCCGCAGCGCGGCCUCCGGCAGCCGCAAGACGGCCGGCCGCAAAGCGGGGGCGCUCCAGCAGAUCCCGGGCGUGA
Trypanosoma conorhini is the source of this 1164-nucleotide messenger RNA. RefSeq names its product NUP-1 protein. The record is from RefSeq and is a predicted model, not a curated record. NCBI's taxonomy places the organism in Eukaryota, Euglenozoa, Kinetoplastea, Trypanosomatida, Trypanosomatidae. The transcript has a single exon. The coding region runs from base 1 to 1164 and encodes 387 amino acids.